This is a messenger RNA of Penicillium cosmopolitanum, 1032 nucleotides long. RefSeq lists its product as uncharacterized. Gene Ontology annotation, molecular function: oxidoreductase activity; zinc ion binding. The transcript has 4 exons. Lineage: Eukaryota; Fungi; Ascomycota; Eurotiomycetes; Eurotiales; Aspergillaceae. The record is from RefSeq and is a predicted model, not a curated record. The coding region runs from base 1 to 1032 and encodes 343 amino acids.
AUGGGCUCUAUAACCGAAACUCUGCAAUUUGACAUCCCCGAGCUUUGUAAAGCUGGGGUUGUGGUUAAUGAGGGGCCUGACUUUCGGGUUGAGGUGCAAAUGGUGCCGGUGCCUGAGCCCGAUAUUCAUCUCAUGCAGGGAGAUCUUGGUAUGCCGCCCAUGUCAACAUUUGGCGUGCGAUCUCCGGGCCACGAGGGUGCUGGUAUCGUAGUGAAGGUGGGUGCGAAUGUAAAGAAUUUCAAGCUGGGCGAUCGAGCUGGAGUCAAACCGAUUGUUGAUACUUGUGGAACGUGCGCUAUGUGUUUGGUCGACAAGGAGACAUACUGCAAGGCAGCUAUUCAUAGUGGCCUAAUGACGGCUGGCACAUAUCAGCAAUACCUAGUUUCACCCGCCCGAUGGAAUUCCCGACGAAAUCGCUGCACCGAUCAUGUGCAGCGCAAGUACGAUCUAUCGAUCGCUCGUCGAAUCCAACCUUCGUGCCGGAUCCUGGGUAGUAUUUCCAGGGGUGGUGGCGGCGUCGGAAUCCAGGGUGUACAACUCGCCAAGGCAAUGGGAAUGCGACCUAUCGUUGUAGAUACCGGGGCCUCAAAACGCGAACUGUCACUUAAAAUGGGAGCCGAGGCUUUUGUGGACUUUAUUGAAACUGAUGACUCCGCAAAAGCAGUCAUCGAGAUUGCCGAUGGGGUUGGAGCCCACGGUGUCUUCGUCACUGCACCUGCGGCGUAUAAGACUGCCGUCUCCUUCAUUGGAAAUCGGAUUGGUUCUAUGAUAAUGUGUAUUGGGCUACCACCUGCGGGCACGAUGAUUUUAGGGACAGAUCCUUGCGAAUUUAUUUUUAAGAAUCUUAGUAUCAAGGGGACCUUGGUCGGUAGUCGAAGUGAUACGGCUGCAGCGUUGGAUUAUGCGAAACGGGGUAUGUUACAUCAGAUUUGCGAGGUUUAUCCUAUCAAUCGGUUGCCAGAAGGUGUCGAGAAAUUGCGCAAGGGGCAAGUUGCCGGGCGCAUUGUGGUGAAUUUUGAUUGGGAGGAAUAA